UACCAAACAGAAACCCCAGCUCCUGACACUAUGAGAUCCUACUACGGCAAUGACUAUGGUGGCCUGGGCUAUAGAUGUGGAGGCCUGGGUUAUGGCUAUGGCCUAGGCUGUGGCUGUGGUUGUGGUGGCUUUAGGGGCCUAGGGUGUGGCUGGGGAGGCCACAGAUAUGGCUGGUGCCGCCCAUCGUGCUAUGGAGGAUAUGGAUUCUCCAGCUUUUAUUGAAAAGGAAAAAGACUGGUGUUUUGGGACUUUAGAACCCUACAAUCACCCUACUGCUAAUUCUUUCACGUCUUUGUAUUUCCGUCGGAUUCCAGAUGCUGCUCUGGCCAUCUGGCCACAUGUACGGUGAAGACGAUCAAAACUCACACUGAAACCCUGAAAUUAAUCAACAACAGUCUUCAUUCCAUGAAUUGACUGGGAAUUUUACAGAUUGGGUUGCUGUGGCAUCUCUGUGUUCAAUUUUCAAUAAAGCUAUUUCUUUGGAU
This is a messenger RNA of Herpailurus yagouaroundi (jaguarundi), 485 nucleotides long. Its product is annotated as keratin-associated protein 19-4-like. Bases 31 to 222 code for a protein of 63 amino acids. NCBI's taxonomy places the organism in Eukaryota, Metazoa, Chordata, Mammalia, Carnivora, Felidae. The transcript has a single exon. The record is from RefSeq and is a predicted model, not a curated record.